CGGGGCAACAGCUUCACACGCCCCGCCCACAGCCCGCAGCGUGUCUGCGUCUGAGCGAGCAACAUGAAACAUGGAUGAGGAGGUCGCCGAAAGUUGGGAAGAAGCGGCUGAUAGUGGGGAAAUGGAAAGACGGUUAGAGGAGAAGCUCAGGAUCGCCCAGAGAGAAAAGGAGUCCAGUAUCGGUUCAACGAGGUCUCCUCUGCGGGCUGCAAUGGUGAUACAGGAUGAAUCUCAGCCAUCAGCCCCCCCUCCUCAGAUUCGCAUCUUGAAAAGACCCACAAACAAUGGGACGAUAGGCUCCCCCCUGAACCAGAGCCGGCCCACUCCACAGGUGAAGUCCCUGGCUCAGCGCGAGGCUGAGUAUGCAGAGGCCCGCAAGAGAAUACUGGGAAGUGCCUGCCCCGAAGACCCCCCUCAGGACAAGGCCAGCACUGACCGCAAAUCGGGGCGCAAUAAUAACUCAACACUGCCUUCAGAGGACUCCCGAUCAAACAACCACACAGUGCGCCAGCCAGUUGGUCCGGAUGGCACCCAGGGUUUCAGGCAGCACAGAUAAACGGGCCACAGGAGCUGUUCAGCGGAGGGGGGAGAUCCACCCCAAAGACUGUGUACUUCCUCCUCUGAACAGCAGGGGGAGCCGUCCUCUUCUUCCCCAUUUCCAGUCUGUGAACACUGUGAUGAGGACUCACUGUGAUGAUGAUCCCUUUAAGAAGUGCCCCUGGCGCCUUCAGGCACCCUCCAAACGACAAGCAAGACUUUUAAAGUAAAUUGGACGUGGGCUGGGCGGGUGCUUGACAGCAAUAAUCUCACAUCACUUCUCACCGUUUUGUUUCUUUUCUCUACUAGGGAUGCACUGAUACAUGGAUUUUAAUUUGCAAUAGCAGAAUGGGUCAAUGUAACAGAUUCAAGUAACAAAUGCCUUCUACACUAUGCUUUGUAGUCUUAAUUGAUUCCAAAGUUUCUUUUCAGCCCCACAUGGCUUAAAGGAUUUUGUUUCUCCAAAAACUAUUUAGUGGAACUCCAAAUGUUGUUUUUGCAUGUUUUUCUAAUACUGUGCACUUUUGAACAGUAUUUAUUCUAGUAAGACUGUGUGAUAUUAGCAAAACAUGUGAACUUUUAGAAUAUUGUACAUCUUUAUAAAGCAAGGCCAUGGGGUUAUAACUGAAGAGCUUAUGGUCAUUCUUAAACUCAGAUUUCUUUGCAAAUGUUGUCAGUGUAUCUCUAGCAAUGCCAUUUUUAAUCAAAGGUGAUGGUUGUGUGUCAAGUUGUAAGUAAUGUUGACUUUUGUUUACGUUGUUUUUUUAAAGCUUUUUUUAGCCGUGUUGCCCAGAUUUUUAAUUUCUAUUUAAAGUCAAAAUUGACAUUUAGAUGGAUUUUUGAAUGGCUUUUGCUUUUUGUAUGAAUGAUGUUGUUUUAAUCCAAAAUCAUUUUAAAUGUACAUUCAGCCUCUGUGGGUUGAAUCAGAUUGAAAGGUGGCUUUAGGGUCAGGAAUGAAUUUGUGUCUUCAUAUUUUUGUUGCAAUAAACAUCACACCUGUCAUUUAUGUACGUAGGAUCUCAGGCACAAGUGAUUGAAUGAAUGAACAAAGAUUGUAUUUUUGAACGCCUAAAAAGCCAAUGGAAAGCUUGGCCCCGGCUGUAUCCCUUCUCCACCAAACCAUGUACCUGUAUCCAUAUUGGAAUGUGGUUCACUUAUGCACCUGGCAUUUAGUUCAGUGUAGAAUCUUAAAGCCAUACUGAGUGGUGCACAUUGUCAGUAGAAAACAAUUGUGAUGGUUGACUUAAGCUUGUGCCUCCUGUGUCACACCUACUUACUGGUGUUUAAUUUUGCUGUAGUUGUUUAAAAUCAGAUCUCAGAAUAAUACUGGCAAUUUUCAGUUUAGGAAAUCCAGCAGCAGGAUACGAGCUCUGAGUGAAAACACAAACUGCCUGUACAUAAUGAUUUAAUAAAAUAAUUUGCAACAG
Molecule: messenger RNA, 1964 nt
Organism: Periophthalmus magnuspinnatus
Lineage: Eukaryota; Metazoa; Chordata; Actinopteri; Gobiiformes; Gobiidae
Gene: szrd1
Product: SUZ RNA binding domain containing 1
Exons: 4
Coding region: 71-556 (161 amino acids)
Source: RefSeq, a predicted model, not a curated record